Molecule: messenger RNA, 1166 nt
Organism: Myotis daubentonii (Daubenton's bat)
Lineage: Eukaryota; Metazoa; Chordata; Mammalia; Chiroptera; Vespertilionidae
Gene: GTF2H5
Product: general transcription factor IIH subunit 5
Biological process (GO): nucleotide-excision repair; nucleotide-excision repair, preincision complex assembly; transcription by RNA polymerase II
Cellular component (GO): transcription factor TFIIH holo complex; transcription factor TFIIH core complex
Source: RefSeq, a predicted model, not a curated record
GCGUCGCCGACGCGAUGACGUCAAGCGUUGCGUGCUCUGUAGGCGACGCUGGAGUGCUGCCGGUUCCGUGGGCGGAGCAUUUUUAAGGUCGUCUGCAUCUUCUGACUGAGGAGAAGAUGGUCAACGUCUUGAAAGGAGUGCUUAUAGAAUGUGACCCUGCCAUGAAGCAGUUUCUGCUGUACUUGGAUGAGUCAAAUGCCCUAGGGAAGAAGUUCAUCAUUCAAGACAUUGAUGACACGCAUGUCUUCGUAAUAGCAGAGUUGGUUAAUGUCCUCCAGGAGCGAGUAGGUGAAUUAAUGGACCAAAAUGCUUUUUCUCUUACCCAGAAGUGAAAAUCCUAGAUAUUAAAAGUAGCAUGCAAGAGACUCAUCACUUAGUAUCUUAGGUGGCAGGCUAGACUUAGAGACUUGCUGAGAAGCAUGCUGCGAGAAAGACUCGGGCAUCAUUUGUUCAGAAAAAAGCCCCUGAGCGGAUACUCUUGUUCUGUUUUGUGUGUGUCUGUGGUUUUCUUUUUUUUACUACAUGUACCCUAGAAUUAAAAAAAACAAAACACAAAACUUUAACAGUUGGCUAUAAUUUGACUUUUUAUUGUCCUUUAUUAAAAUAUAAAUUGUUUUCCUACCUUUUUCAUCACAAUUUAAUACAUUAGGAAUAUAAUGGAAUGUGACUUUUAAUUACCAGUCUAGCCUAGACGCUUAUUUUUCUUGUUCCUGUUAACAAUUGUGAGUUUUUGUAGUGUGAGUGUGGUUUUGUUUCACCUAGAAACCUCAGAGAAGUUUUUAAUCAAAGUAUGACGUACAUACAGAAAAUGCACAAAUCAUAAAUGUACAAACCUCAGAAUUUCCACAAACUGAACACACUUAUACAACCAACACCUAGAUCAAGAAAGAAACACCACCAUCCCAAAAGCCCUUUCAUAGAAACGCCCAAGGGCCAACACUGUGCUGACUUUGAACAUAGUUUUGCUUAUUUAUUAACUUUUUAUCAACGGAAUCAUGCAGCAUGUAUUCCUGUCUGGCAUCUGUUACUCAGCAUUAUGUUUGUGAGAGUGAUCUGCACUGUUGCGUGACGUUAUACAGCUGACCUUGAACAAUGGGUUUGAACUGUGCAAGUCCACUUACACAUGGAUUUUUUCAAUAAAUAAAGUAAAUGUAUUCUCCAUAUGA